Molecule: messenger RNA, 1668 nt
Organism: Hyaloscypha bicolor E
Lineage: Eukaryota; Fungi; Ascomycota; Leotiomycetes; Helotiales; Hyaloscyphaceae
Exons: 4
Coding region: 252-1328 (358 amino acids)
Source: RefSeq, a predicted model, not a curated record
GUUCUGAUGGGCAUUCAGCUACCGAUAGCCGUCCGGCGAAGGCUCACUGCUUACUUCCCAACCCACGGCAGGAAUAAUAUGAAUCCCGCUUCCGCUAGCUUAGGCUGCUUGUCAACAUUUGAACCGAUAUCCACUCAAGGUUCAAAAUUCUUUUUGCCCACGUCAUCUACACAGCUCCGCUGCCUUCUCAGAGGUGUCCAGCGUGUACCACAGUCUCCGUCACAAUCGUGACUCAACGCCUCAAGCUCAAGAUGGCUGCGCUCAACCCUCUUGCAGCUGAAUUCGAACCAAAGACAGAGGAAUCGCUCGGACAAGGUAUUGGCAAGAGCGCCAUGGAGCGGCUUGACGAGACAGAUGCACGCGUCCCUGAGCUGAAGCUUCUGACCGAGUUCCACCCCUUCCCUCGCAUGCCUAUCGAGCUUAGACUCAAGACCUGGAAGUUUCACAUGCCUGAUGCGCGCAUCGUAGAGCUCAAGUAUUGCAAAAAGAUCUUCCAUCCUAUCUCUCCGACCCCGGCUCCAGCCUCGUUGCACGUUUGUCGUGAGUCCCGUACAGAAGCCCUCGAGCAUUACGUGCUCCUGCACAAUCCUCACUAUUUGACUCCCCGCAUCUUCAUCAAUCCCCAAAUCGAUACUCUCUACUUCUCUGAGAAGCGCGGAGGCGAAUUCAACGAGGUUUUCACGGUGGAUGAGUGUACUUACUUCGACUACUUCAAGACAAUGACCAAGAGUAUCCACACCUCUGUCUUGACCAACCUGCGCCGAAUCGCCCUCAUCGAUGAAUCCUACCUUCUGAAUUUGGAAUGGGACGACGAGCGUGAAGAUGUCUUCAACUUGACUAAAUUCACCAAUCUCGAAAUUGCCGUUAUGGCUAUCGAUUUUGGUAAGAAUAUUGUCGGUCCAGUAAAGUUGGUUGAGGUCACCUGGGGUGAAUGUCCAAUUCAUACCGAACUCGGACGCCCUCACCCUGACUACGACGAUGAUGAAGUUCUGCACAGUUGCAACCUUUGCGGCUGCCCCUUCAUCAAGGAGGUGCUUCUCGAGUUGAAUAUGGACCACAUCUACUUCGAGCAAUUGAAGGAAGGUCUCCGCGGUAUGUUCACCAAUUUUGGGAAGAAACUUCCGAGCUGGAAGGUUCCGAAGGCCAAGACUAUGGUAUUAGCCGAGAAGAAGAGGGAUGUCAAGAAGGGCUCGUUUGAGUUUCAUUUCAAGAAGCCGAAGCUCAUACCUGGAGGCAAACCACGUAUUCCAGAGUGGGCCAACAUCAGUGGGGGAGGAGAGCGAGUCAUUCGGAUGGAGUGUCCCAGACCUCGUUCCGGCUCUUUCUAGACAACCGAUCAGUCAAAGGCUUCUAUUCCUAGGCACCUGAUUUGUCAAGAAUGUCUCUUUCCAGGCAAUUGGUUCGUUAAAAUAAAAAAAAGGCGUUUGUAUCGGGGAUAGUACUAGGGGAAGAUGAGCCUAGUUUCAGGCGAGAGAGAAACAGUCUUUGUGUACUUUGGCGUGACUAGUAGUCUUCAAGAAAACUCUCCUGUGUAUCUCGAGCUCUCUUAUGCUGUGCGGGAUCUGGAAUUGUGGCUAGGGAGGGAUUGUACUGUACAAAGUAUCACAAUAAUUUGCAUUAGCAAAGCUGGUUAUGCGACUAAAUCUUGGGCGUGCAGCAAGUGAUGAA